Messenger RNA from Striga asiatica, 345 nucleotides. NCBI's taxonomy places the organism in Eukaryota, Viridiplantae, Streptophyta, Magnoliopsida, Lamiales, Orobanchaceae. The record is from the annotation of a GenBank genome assembly.
AUGGGAUCGACUUUUCGUGUAUGUAUCCCUCUCAAAUCCCAUUAUAAAUAUUUAAUGAGGCGGACUAUGCUUGAAGCUAAGUUGCGGUCGAACCCUUCUGCUAUGCAGACCCACUCUGAGAAGAUCUACGGGCACUCUUCGAAGAGGACGGGAACCCACCUAAAUGGUACCGCCCACGCAAUCCAUGUGUGCAACCAAGUGAUGGGGGAACGCAAAGUAACUCUCACCCGGGACGGACUGAUGAUGAUGCGGCAGGUGGUGCUCUGGUCCGCUCAUCGCGAGAGAAGCCCCCUCCAAUACUGGAUGAUUAAGACUGUAGAGGGAUCAAUUAAUGCCCAAAUUUAA